AUGCAUGACCUAGUGCAUGAUCUCGCAAAAGAGAUCUUGGCCCAUCAAAUUAACACUGUGGGAAUCAAAUGCCGCUAUGCAUUGCUCACAGAUUGUAGCAAGUCAUUGGAGUUGUCCGUGAAGUUUCCUGCAACCUUAAAGGUGCUACAUUUUCGGGACUGUGGCAAACGAGAACUUUGUGGUGAUGUUUUUUCAGCAGCUAAGUUCCUCUGUGUCUUGGAUUUAAGUGAGUGCUUUAUUAAGAAGUUACCUUAUUGUAUUGGUCAACUGAAGCAACUAAGGGUUCUGUAUGCUCCAGGGAUACAAGAUACAAUGAUUCCCAAUUGUAUCACCGAGCUCUCAGAAUUAAAUUAUCUCGACCUUAGAGGCUCUCAGAAAAUCUCAGCAUUGCCUGAUUCAAUUGGUGAUAUGAAAUCUCUGAUGCAUCUUGAUUUAUCAUAUUGUUAUGAGAUUUGUGAACUUCCAGUAUCCUUUGCGAAGCUGAAGCAGUUGGUGCAUCUUGAUUUAACAUAUUGCAGAAGAAUAUCUAUAUCAAAAUCUUUUGGUGGAUUUACCAAACUUCAAUAUUUGAGUUUAGCAGGACAAACGAAUAUAGACGUGAAUAGGAGAGAGCUAUCAGAGGUCAUUGAUAACCUAACAGAACUUAGGUAUCUAAAUCUAUCAGGAUCCAUAGACAGUAUGAUCACAUCAGAUAAAGUUCACAGCUUGCUUGCCUCUAUCAGCACACUUUCCGGUCUAGAGUAUCUGGACUUGUCUUAUAAUAGAGCGUGUAGCAGUAUACCAGAAAGUAUUUGCAACCUCAGGAAGCUUCAUGCAUUGGACCUAGCAGGCUGCAAAAAACUGAAGAAGCUUCCCGAUCGUAUGGACCAGAUGGUUAGUCUGAAGGUUCUAAAUUUAAAACAUGUUAGGUUGGAAGAAUUGGCGGUCUCUCACUUCAACUGUGCCUCUUUGCCACACUUUGUGGUGCAUGCUUCAGGUGAUAGAUGUUGCAGCAAUAUCAUCCGCCUUCAGCCUACAAAUCCUGUUGAGCUGUGGAUAGAUAGACUUGAAAAUGUGAAUUCUGUAGAAGAAGCACACGGUAUAAAACUAAUAGAGAAACAAAAAAUUGAAAAGUUGAGAUUUCAAUGGACUGUAGCGACUGGAAGGUUUGUGGAGGACAAGGAGGUGUUGAAAAUUCUAGUGCCACCAAGCAGUGCACAUAUAUUGACUAUAUCUGGUUACGGGAGUGUGAGCAUUCCUGAUUGGUUUAUGGAUCUUAGGCAAUAUCUCCCUAUUCUUUCUCAGUUAUAUUUGUGUAAUUUUCUGAAGUGCAAUAACCUACCACCACUUGGUGAACUACCAAACCUACGAUGGCUGGGUCUCUACUAUAUGAAGAGCUCGCAAGAGUGGAACAUGGGAUAUACCAGUGGUGAGGAAGGUGCAAGUGAGCCUAAGCUUGAGUGCUUGACCAUAGAGCACUGUGCCAAGCUGAGGAUAAAACCAUGUGUGCCUAGAGCUACGUCUUUGUUCAUACGUGGUUGUGACGCAAUGCUAUCAUCAUGGGGAGAGAGCCCUCCACACAACGCUACUUCCUGCUCUUCUCCAUUAACACAGCUGAGUGUUGAAGAUAGCAAGGUGCUCAUGCAUCAGUGGAGGUUGCUUCACCACCUCCCUUCCCUUAGUUGGUUAUCUAUCGUCAGUUGCAGUGAUCUGAAUCUGACCACCUCACCUGAGAUAAUCCAACGCCUCUCCUCCCUGGAAACAUUGUGCCUCGAAUCAUUGUCCCUCAACCAAGCAGAACUGCCAAGAUGGCUGGUUGAACUGACAUCUCUGCAGGAGCUAACUCUGCGUGAGUGUGCAAUCACGACACUACCGGAGUGGUUAGGAGAACUAACCUCUCUCAAGAAUCUGGAGAUUAAGCACUGCGAGGGCAUCAGGUCUUUUCCGGACAGCAUCAAACAACUGACCAAACUUGAAUAUCUGUGCGUUGAUGGUUGCCCUACAUUAGAGAAGUGGUUUGAGUCAGAGGAGAACAAGAUGAGGCUCGCUCACAUCAGAGACGUAGAGGUGUUCCCACCAUCAGAGUACUCACCAUACUCAGACGAACAAGAUGUAGCAGAUGACUCUUCUUCAGGGGUCGACAAUGCCGAGAGGGCUCUGCAUAUAUGGGUAUGCAGGAAGAGCAGCGAGUACCGCCGCCGCAGGCAGAUACUAGAUUGA
Messenger RNA from Triticum dicoccoides, 2199 nucleotides. Its product is annotated as putative disease resistance protein RGA1. Lineage: Eukaryota; Viridiplantae; Streptophyta; Magnoliopsida; Poales; Poaceae. The coding region runs from base 1 to 2199 and encodes 732 amino acids. The transcript has 2 exons. The record is from RefSeq and is a predicted model, not a curated record.